AUGCUUAGAGGCUGGAAAGCGUUUUUGCUGACUUUCGGCGUGGCUCUCCUGGCUGUCCUCGGCAUCCUCUCGUCGAAGAAGCACUCGCUGUGGCCGUCCCCGCCGGUGACCCGUGAGCCGCAGCGGGACGUGUUCUUCCUGAAGACGCACAAGACGGCCGGUUCGUCGGUGCUCAACCUGCUGCUUCGGAGAGCCGACAGCGAGGGCCUCAACCUGGCGCUCCCUAAGGACGCCAGUAGCCACAUGAUGGGCUAUCCGCGGUCCUUCUCGCCGCAAGAGCACAUGCUCAACUACUCGCAGUGCGGGCUGCGGCCCAAUCUCAUGGCGCUGCACAUGAGAUUCAACGAGACCGGGGUCAAGGAGGUGAUGCCCCCCGACACCAUGUACGUGACGAUACUGCGACGGCCGACGGACGCGUUCGCCUCGCUCUUCUACUACUUCGAGCUCCACAACAUUUAUGACGCCAACCUGACUGCCUUUCUCAAACAGCCAUUCUUCGUACAGACGGUGCGCGAUUCCCGUCUGCAUGGGUCACUGGGCUUCAACCAGAUGGCGUUCGACCUCGGCGUCGACGGCGACGACAUGGCGGACCGCGGCAGCAUCGACGAAAUCUCCCGGUUCGUGCAGUCCGUCGACCGGUGCUUCCAGCUCGUCAUGAUCGCCGAGCGGUUCACCGAGUCGCUUGUGCUGCUGCGCGAUCUGCUCGGAUGGCAGCUGGACGACGUGGUCACCUUCAAGCACAACGUGCGCCUCCACCGAUACCCGACGCUUGACGAAGAAGCCGUCAGUAUCCUGGAGAAGGCGAACCGCGUGGACGAGGCACUGUACAGACACUUCGCGGCCAAACUGGAUCGCCAGAUAGAGGAGUUCGGCCGCGGCCGAAUGGAGGCCGAGGCGGCUGCGCUGGAGAGUCGCACUGCGUUCUGGUAUCGGCGGUGCGUCGACUCGGUCAGGGUGUCCAAGGUGGCCGUGAUCGAGUACUCGCCGCUCACGAACGUCUCCAAGAUCGAGCAGCGCAUGUGCAGGCUCCUGACCACGCCCGAACAGGCGCUUGUGAAAAAGGCUCGCCAGCGACUUUUCGCGCUCUGUCCGCAGGUGUCGCCACCUACGACCACCACGGCGACGCCGGAGCACAGGCCCAGAUAA
Messenger RNA from Rhipicephalus sanguineus (brown dog tick), 1146 nucleotides. RefSeq names its product galactose-3-O-sulfotransferase 3. The record is from RefSeq and is a predicted model, not a curated record. Gene Ontology annotation, cellular component: membrane. Bases 1 to 1146 code for a protein of 381 amino acids. The transcript has 5 exons. NCBI's taxonomy places the organism in Eukaryota, Metazoa, Arthropoda, Arachnida, Ixodida, Ixodidae. Gene Ontology annotation, molecular function: galactosylceramide sulfotransferase activity. Gene Ontology annotation, biological process: glycolipid biosynthetic process.